Vanderwaltozyma polyspora DSM 70294 is the source of this 1011-nucleotide messenger RNA. It is a transcript of the gene MDH1, whose product is annotated as malate dehydrogenase MDH1. Gene Ontology annotation, molecular function: L-malate dehydrogenase (NAD+) activity. The record is from RefSeq and is a predicted model, not a curated record. Gene Ontology annotation, biological process: malate metabolic process; tricarboxylic acid cycle. NCBI's taxonomy places the organism in Eukaryota, Fungi, Ascomycota, Saccharomycetes, Saccharomycetales, Saccharomycetaceae. Bases 1 to 1011 code for a protein of 336 amino acids. The transcript has a single exon. Gene Ontology annotation, cellular component: mitochondrion; cytoplasm.
AUGCUAUCAAGAGUUGUUUCUAAACGUGCCUUUUCAAUUUCAAGAGUUAAUCCUUACAAGGUCAGUAUUUUAGGUGCUGCUGGUGGUAUUGGCCAACCAUUAUCCUUAUUGAUGAAAUUGAAUGAAAAAGUCACUGAUUUAAGGUUAUAUGAUUUAAGAGGUGCUAAAGGUGUAGCUGCUGAUUUAUCUCAUAUCCCAACCAAUUCUACUGUGAAUGGUUUCACUCCUGAAGAUGAAAAUGGUUUACAUAAUGCUUUAAAGGAUACGGAAUUGGUUAUUAUCCCAGCUGGUGUUCCAAGAAAGCCUGGUAUGACUCGUGAUGAUUUAUUCUCGAUUAAUGCAGGAAUUGUUCGUGAUUUGGCAUCUGCUGUAGCUGAUGCUGCUCCAAACGCUGCUGUUUUGGUCAUUUCUAACCCAGUUAACUCAACUGUACCAAUUGUUUCUGAAGUGUUGAAGAGCAAAGGUGUCUACAAUCCAAAGAAAUUGUUCGGUGUUACCACUUUAGAUGUCAUUAGAUCUUCAAGAUUCAUCUCUGAAGUCGUUGGUACCAAUCCAACAAAUGAAAAGGUCACCGUUGUCGGUGGUCACUCCGGUAUUACCAUCAUCCCAUUGUUAUCUCAAACUCAACAUCAAAGCAUUCCAGAAGAUCAAAAGAAAGCUUUGAUCCACAGAAUUCAAUUCGGUGGUGAUGAAGUCGUCAAGGCUAAGAAUGGUGCUGGUUCCGCUACUUUAUCCAUGGCUUUGGCUGGGUCAAGAUUUGCUAACUCCGUUUUACGUGGUUUCGCUGGUGAAAAGGAUGUUGUUGAACCAUCUUUCGUUGACUCACCAUUAUUCAAGUCUGAAGGUAUCGAGUUCUUCGCUUCCCCAGUCACCUUAGGUGCUAACGGUAUCGAAAAGGUCCAUCCAAUUGGUGCUGUAUCUGCUGAAGAAGAACAAAUGUUGGAAGAAUGUAAAGAAACUUUGAAGAAGAACAUUCAAAAGGGUAUUGAUUUUGCUUCUGCUAAAAAAUAA